AUGUCCACACUACGCGUAGCUUUGGUGCAGUUGUACGGUCGUCCGACGAAGCAGGAGUGCAUUGCUAAUGCGAUCAGCCAGAUUCGGCAAGCGAAGGAUCGCGGUGCACGGUUGAUCAUUCUACCGGAGUGUUUCAACUCCCCGUACAGUACGGCCGAGUUUGGGCGGCAUGCCGAGGAAAUUCCACGCGGUGAAACGAGCCAAGCGCUGGCGAAGGUGGCGGCGGAACUCGGCGUCUAUCUGGUCGGUGGUACAUAUCCGGAGCGCGAGGGCACCAGGCUGUACAACACCUGUCCCGUGUUUGGACCCAAGGGUGAACUGCUGUGCAAGUACAGGAAGCUGCAUCUGUUCGAUAUGGACAUUCCGGGGCAGUGUACCUUCCAGGAGUCGGCUGCACUGACCGCAGGCGAUCGGUUGGCAACGUUCUCGAUCGGAUCGCUGAAGAUUGGGCUUGGCAUUUGUUGGGACAAGCGGUUCCCCGAGCUGGCGGCUUGCUACCGACAGCUGGGCUGUGAUAUGAUGAUCUUCCCGUCCGCGUUCGAUCCGUACACGGGACCGCUGCACUGGGAUCUGUUGGGGCGCGCGAGAGCUUUAGACAAUCAGAUGUUUGUGGCGCUGGUAUCGCCGGCCCGCGACCCAACGACCGAGUACGUAGCGUACGGCUAUUCGUUGAUGUGCGAUCCCUGGGGUCGGGUGCUGUGUCGGGCAAAGGAGGAGCAAGAAUUGCUCAUCACCGACAUCGAUCUCAAGAUGUGCGGCGAGAUUAAGCAGCAGAUACCGAUCCUGCGUCAGAAGCGGGGCGAUAUUUACGAACUAAAAGCUAUGAAAUAGCAGGCAAGCCAUUGGAAAUUGCACUGUUUGAGUGGCCACUUAGUCCACUCAAUAACGCGGCACUAAAUAAAUCAUAACAAUCAUGCUCCUACUA
Anopheles gambiae (African malaria mosquito) is the source of this 925-nucleotide messenger RNA. RefSeq names its product omega-amidase NIT2. The record is from RefSeq and is a predicted model, not a curated record. Gene Ontology annotation, molecular function: omega-amidase activity. Gene Ontology annotation, cellular component: mitochondrion. The transcript has a single exon. Lineage: Eukaryota; Metazoa; Arthropoda; Insecta; Diptera; Culicidae. Gene Ontology annotation, biological process: oxaloacetate metabolic process; L-glutamine metabolic process. Bases 1 to 831 code for a protein of 276 amino acids.